AUGUCUUCCUUUUCUACUCUCAGGACCCGAUCCUCACCCUUCAUCGCCCAACACCUCUCCAUCCAACUCUUCCAGAUCCGGCAGUCCUCCACCUCUUCCCCCGCCUCCUCGCUCCUCAACACCACCGGCCCGGUCCGACCCGGAUUUGGUCGAACCGCACUUUCCACCGCCCUCGCCGGGUCCAGCGUCCUAGGUCUUCUUCUGUACGGCUUCUACUCUUAUUCGCCCAAUUCGGAUUUUGAUUCAAUCGCUUCUCUCGUUGACCGGUCCACGCCGAAUUCCGAGGACCAAGAACGACGUCCUUCCUUCUUUCCGAAAUUUUCACUACCUGAAAGUUCCGGUAGCUUGCUACUUGGAGAUGCAUUCAGGAGAAAGGUUUUCUUCAACUAUGAGAGGCGCAUACGGCUGCGAAGUCCUCCGGAAAAGGUUUUUGAGUACUUUGCAUCUGAUCGAAGUCCAAAAGGAGAAGUACUGAUGAAACCAGCAGACCUCAUGAGGGCAGUGGUUCCUGUUUUCCCUCCAUCUGAAUCCCACCUUGUUAGAGAUGGAUACUUGGGAGGAGAAAGGAGUCCGGGUGAUUUACGCUGCCCUCCAUCUGAAUUUUUUAUGCUUUUUGAUGUAAACAAUGACGGGCUGAUAUCUUUCAAAGAGUAUAUCUUUUUUGUAACACUACUCAGCAUUCCGGAAUCAAGUUUUACGGUGGCAUUUAAAAUGUUUGAUGUCGACAAUAAUGGGGAGAUAAAUAAGGAAGAGUUCAAGAAAGUGAUGGCAUUGAUGCGAUCUCGCCAUAGGCAGGGUGUUCACCACAGGGAUGGACUGCGAACUGGCUUAAAGGUGAACGAUCCUGUGGAAGAUGGAGGGCUGGUGGAAUAUUUUUUUGAUAAAGAUGGUAAUGGAUGCCUUCAGCAUGAUAAAUUCGUUACAUUUCUGAGGGACUUGCAUGAUGAGAUUCUGAGGCUGGAAUUUGCUCAUUAUGACUACAAAUCUCAACAAACCAUAUCAGCGAAGGACUUUGCACUCUCCAUGGUUGCUUCGGCGGACAUGAGUCAGCUAAGCAAGUUGCUUAAACGGGUUGAUGUAUUGAAUGAUGAUCCACACCUGAAGGAUGCACGUAUCACAUUUGAGGACUUCAAAAACUUUGCGGAGUUACGGAGAAAAUUAGUGCCAUUUUCAUUGGCUGUUUUCAGUUUUGGAGAGGUAAAUGGCCUGUUGACAAGAGACGAUUUUCAGAGAGCAGCAUCACAAGUAUGCGGCAUAUCUCUGUCGGACGACGUGGUUGACAUUGUUUUCCAUUUGUUUGACACAAAUCGGGACGGAAACUUGAGUUUUGACGAGUUUGUGAGAGUGCUACAUAAACGAGAGAGGGACAUUGCACAACCCGUGGAGACAGGAAUCAUGGGUUUGUUAUCAUGCUGCUGGAACUGUGGUAACAACAACAAAUCAUUUUCAGGGUUUUUUUCCUGA
Sphenostylis stenocarpa is the source of this 1464-nucleotide messenger RNA. NCBI's taxonomy places the organism in Eukaryota, Viridiplantae, Streptophyta, Magnoliopsida, Fabales, Fabaceae. The record is from the annotation of a GenBank genome assembly.